AUGAUUAGGUCUACCUUAAGUAGUUGGAGAGAAUAUUUAACUCCCAUAACACACAAAUCUACCUUUUUAACUACUGGUCAAAUAACUCCCGAAGAGUUUGUACAGGCCGGUGAUUAUUUAUGUCAUAUGUUUCCCACUUGGAAAUGGAAUGAAGGAUCUUCAGACGUCAGUUAUAGAGAUUUUUUGCCGAAGAAUAAACAGUUUCUAGUUAUUAGAAAAGUCCCCUGUGAUAAACGUGCCGAGCAAUGUGUUGAAGUUGAAGGGGCUGACGUAGACGUGAAAGAAUUUGCAGAAGAUGGAGACGAAGGAGACGUUUUGGAAUACAUAGGCUCUGAAACGGAACAUAUACAAAGUACGUCAGAGGGGGGGACAAAGGAUUUACCUAUCGAUGAUAUUGAUGAGCUAAUACAGGACAUGGAAAUCAAAGAUGACUAUGAAAAUGAGGAUGCAGAAAAACGUAAUGGUGCAAGUACUUUGUUCAAGGACAUAGCACAGGAAAGGUACUAUGAUCUUUACAUUGCGUACUCAACCUCCUACAGAGUCCCCAAAAUGUAUAUAGUGGGGUUUAAUGCCGAUGGCUCGCCACUGACCCCCGAACAGAUGUUCGAAGAUAUAUCACCAGAUUAUAGAACAAAGACGGCUACUAUUGAAAAACUACCAUUUUACAAAAAUUCAAUACUAUCAGUUUCUAUCCAUCCAUGUAAACAUGCUAAUGUGAUGAAAAUUCUGCUUGAUAAAGUUCGUGUGGUCAGGCAACGAAGAAGGAAAGAGCAGCAAGAAGAACAAGAAAUUGAUGGUGCUGGAGAUUGGGAGGAUUUACAGGACGAUAUCGAUGAUUCUUUACGCGUAGACCAAUAUUUGAUUGUUUUUCUAAAGUUUAUCACCAGUGUUACACCGAGUAUUCAACACGAUUAUACCAUGGAAGGUUGGUAA
This is a messenger RNA of Saccharomyces kudriavzevii IFO 1802, 933 nucleotides long. RefSeq names its product Atg3p (gene ATG3). Bases 1 to 933 code for a protein of 310 amino acids. The transcript has a single exon. The record is from RefSeq and is a predicted model, not a curated record. Gene Ontology annotation, cellular component: cytosol; cytoplasmic ubiquitin ligase complex. Lineage: Eukaryota; Fungi; Ascomycota; Saccharomycetes; Saccharomycetales; Saccharomycetaceae. Gene Ontology annotation, biological process: nucleophagy; autophagy of mitochondrion; autophagosome assembly. Gene Ontology annotation, molecular function: Atg8-family ligase activity.